Messenger RNA from Chlorella variabilis, 2391 nucleotides. RefSeq lists its product as hypothetical. Gene Ontology annotation, cellular component: nuclear envelope; cytosol. Gene Ontology annotation, molecular function: small GTPase binding. Gene Ontology annotation, biological process: protein import into nucleus. NCBI's taxonomy places the organism in Eukaryota, Viridiplantae, Chlorophyta, Trebouxiophyceae, Chlorellales, Chlorellaceae. The coding region runs from base 1 to 2391 and encodes 796 amino acids. The record is from RefSeq and is a predicted model, not a curated record. The transcript is spliced from 17 exons.
AUGGCAGCGCCGGGCCUGGCUGCUCCCGAGCAGGUCUCCCAGCUGCUGCAGCUGCUGCAAGCCUCCCUGAGCGCCGAUGCUGCCACCCGGCAGCAGGCCGAGGCGGCGCUGGAGGGCGCCGGCUCCAGCCCCGGCUACGCCGCCGCGCUGACCGCGGUUCUGCUGGCGGCGGGGGGCGAGGUGCCGCCGGGGCUGCGCCAGCUGGCAGCCACCGUGCUGAAGAAGCUGGUGCGCGAGCACUGGACGCCCGAGUCGCCUCAGUACAAGGGGCCCGCGGUGGGGCCUGAGGAGAAGGAGGCGGUGAGAGAGCAGCUGCCCACGGGCCUGGGCGACGAGAGCAGUCUGGUGCGGACGGCGGUGGCCAUGGCGGUGGCUGCCAUCGCGCGCUGGGACUGCCCGCAGCAGUGGCCCACCCUCAUCCCGGGCCUCGUGCAAGCCAUCGCAGCCAAGAAGAACGCCAACCUCGUCAGCGGCUCCGUGCGCUGCCUGGCGAUGUUUGUCGACGAGCAGGGCGACGAGCAGAUCAUGGCCAUCGCCCCCGCCCUGCUCCCCGAGCUGCUGGCCAUCCUGCGCAGCGACGCGUACGGCGCCCCGCUGCAGCGCAAGGCCCUCUCCAUCCUGCACACAAUCCUGGAGGUGCUGCAGGAGCUGUCCAGCGGCUCCACCCUGGCGCAGGUCAAGGCGCUGCUGGCCUCCAUCCUGCCCGGCUGGCUGGCCGAGUUUGGGCGGCUGCUGGGCAGGCCGCUGGACCCGCACGAUACCGCCUCAUGGGGUGUGGCCAUGGAGUGCCUCAAGUGCCUCAUGCUCAUGGUCACUGGCUUCUCCAAGCUGGCGGCGCCACACAUCGGCCCCGCGCUGACCGCGGCCUGGCAGGCGAGCGCGUCCCGGGCCACAAGCAGCGGGACGCAGCCCGCUGCCGCUGCUGGCGGCCACCCGUGCAUGCUGCUCGGGCCGUGCGGCGAUCAUAUGUACUCCACCAGCCUGCCGCUGUACUGCGAGCUGGUGGUGGCCAGCGAGGAGGGCGCCGAGGGAGGCGUGGACUCGGAGGGCGAUGCCGUCGACUUCAGCGCGCUCAUCAGCCAGCUGGUGGAGCUGGUGCUGGCGCUGGUGGGAAACCAGCGGUACCAGGCCAUGCUGCGCGCCUCGCUGCACCAGCUGGCGCACCUGACCCUGGGCUACAUGCAGAUGACGGAGGCGCAGGUGGGGCGGUGGGGCGACGACCCCAACCAGUAUGUGGCCGACGAGGAGGAUGACUUCUCCACAGUCAGGGCUGCGGGCGAGAUGCUGCUGGAUGAGCUGUUUGAGGCAUUUGACGGCGAGGUGGUGGCGCCGCUGGCGGCGGCCGUGCAGGCGCGGCUGCAGGAGGCGGCGGCCAACAAGGCGGCGGGCCGCGAGGACUGGUGGCGGCUGCGGGAGGCCGCACUGUUUGCUGUGGGCACCGUCAGCGACGCACUGAUCGAGCUGUCGGCGGUGGGCGGCGGCGCGCUGGCUCUGGAUGUGGGGGGCCUGAUGGGCAGCGUCCUGGCAGAGGACCUGGUGCCCACCGCCCCGCCCUUCCUCAUCGGCCGGGCGCUGUGGGUGACGGCCAGGCUGGCUCCCGCCAUUCCGCCGCAGCAUCGCGCCGCCUACAUGCAGGCGGCGGUGGCGGGGCUGGCCCCCGGCAGCCCGCCGGCGGUGCAGAUUGGCGCGUGCCGCGCGCUGGCGCGGCUGUGCCAGACGUGCAAGCGCGAGGAGCUGGCGGCGGUGGCGCAGCCGAUGUUUGCGGGGCUGUGCCGGAUGCUGGCCAGCUCGUCAGACGAGAUCCUGCACCUGGUGCUGGAGACGCUGACGGCGGCGCUCAAGGCGGCCCCCGAGGCGGCGGCGCAGUGGGAGCCACACAUCUCAGAGCCUGCCCUGAAUGCCUGGGUGGCGAAUGUGGCUGACCCGCUGCUGUCUGUGGAUGCGCGGGAGCUGCUGGAGGCGCUGGCCGCCAUACCCGCCUGCCUGCCCAGCCUGCAGGUGGCUGUGUGGGGCUGUGUGGAGGAGAGCGAGGGGGAGUGGGAGGAGGCGGAGGGCAGCGAGGAGGAGGAGGCAGAGGAUGCGGAGCAGGAGCCGCGCGCGCCCGCUAUGGGUUCGGUGCGCAGCGCGGUGCGCCGCUUUGCCGCUGCCUUUGAGGACGACGGCGGCUUCAACGCCGAGGAUGCCGCGCUUUCCAAUGUGGACCCAAAGGAGGCCGCCCGCCGCGCCGCCGACCCCGUCUCCGCCCUCGACAUUGCCGCCACGGUGCGCGAGGUGUUCCAGCGCGUGGCGGCGGCGCAGCCCCAGCUGAUGCAGGCGGGCAGCGAGCAGCUGACGCCGGUGCAGAUGGCGGCGCUGCAGCAGAUCUUUGGGCAGGCGGCGGCGGGGCAGUAG